UUUGGGGUGCCCCUGAGCCCCGCCCCCCCCAGGCUGACCGAGGAGAGCCGCCGGAUUUUUGGGGAGCUCGGCAGCGCCGUGGCCAAAGAUUUGGGGUUCAGGGACAGUUGGGUCUUCCUGGGGGCCAAGGGGGUGCAGGACCGGAGCCCCUUCGAGCAGCACGUCCGGAACAGCCGCGGCUCCAACAAGUACGAGGGGUGGCCGCAGGCGCUGGAGCUCGGCGGCUGCGUCCCCCAGCGGCCCCCGGGGUGACCCCAAAAACCGGGGGGACCCCAAAACAUCCCGGGGGG
Lonchura striata (white-rumped munia) is the source of this 290-nucleotide messenger RNA. Lineage: Eukaryota; Metazoa; Chordata; Aves; Passeriformes; Estrildidae. The record is from RefSeq and is a predicted model, not a curated record.